GGCCCAAACGGAGCCGAGCAAGAAUUAAUGCAAAUCACAAGCACGAGCUCCCUAAAACGUAAACUCUUCCAACUUCCCCCACUGCCAAUUUUCUCUUCUCUUCUCCAAAUACCAAGCUCUCGUUUCCUCUGUUGCUCCUCCCUUCUCUUCUCUUCACUUCAAUUUUCUCACGUCCGCGUUCUCUCUCCGGUUCUCCACAGGCCGCAGCAAAAGUGUCAAAAGUGAUAAAGGUAUAUACAACUUAAACUUGCUUGGAAGAGGACGCAAAGGUUAAUAUUAGUUUAGUGGAUGACCUAGAGGUUAUUUCUGAUGAGAAUUGAGGGAUGAAAGGAAGUGUCCUGAGUGAGAUGCUGAGGUAUCUGGGAUAUGCAACCCUUGUUCAGUAAUAAACAUAAAUUCCAACGAAAAGAAUUAUAGUUCUGACCGCUGGUUAUUUCAGUGAGAGAUGACAUCAUGUAAUGCAGAAACAAGAUCAUGUAAGGAUGAGAAGGAAAGAAAGAGCUCAAGUGAGACAUGUUUUGCUUUGAGUAAGGUUGGUGUUUUAGAUUGUGAUUCUAUAUAUAAAUCCUGUUUGAUGAGAAAUUCACCCUUGGAUGGAGAUAUGAGUGUAGAUCCUCCUAUCAACAAUAGUAUAGGGCCAUAUGUCAAAGAGUCGCAAUGUAAUUUGGAAUCAAAUUGUUCUCAGACAAAGAAAAAGAGAGGGCCACAAAUUAAGCAGAAUGGCCCAAUAAGUCCAAGUACUAGUUUGGUAAAGAAACAUGAUGAUAAUAGUGAUGCUGACCUUGUUUUGAGUGAAAAGGAAGAUGUUAAAAUUAAUAAGAGAAAGGGAAAUAUGAAAACGUGUCACAGAAAAAGAUGCAAGUCCUCUGACUCUGAAGAGAAUGCAGAACCUAUCAUGGUGGCUAGACAAACUUCAAGAAAUUCAAGUGUGCAUUCAUUUGAGCUUUCAGAGAAUGAGAUUGGAAUAGUACAACCUGGGGAACAUGCUACUUCUGUUAAGGUUGUGGAAAAUGUUUUGACAGAGAAGACCUCUUCCAACUGUUCAAAUGGUGAUUUUGCAUGUUUAGGAGUUAAGAAUAUAACUGAGAUAGAGAAGGAUGUGGAUUUAGAUCCUCCUCUGAAGGAGGGAAAUCUUCCUCAAGUAUCACUCUCUUCACUAGAAGGACCUCAUGUUGGAGGUGCUGAUAAAAAGCUUCUUAUCCUUGAUGUUAAUGGACUUCUAGCUGAUAUUGUUCCAUAUUGUUCUGAUGCAUACAAGCCUGACAUUAUAAUAUCCAGGAAAUCAGUUUUCAAGAGGCCCUUCUGUGAUGAUUUUUUACUGUUCUGCUUUGACAAAUUUAAUGUAGGCGUUUGGUCAUCUAGAACCAAGAAAAAUGUGGACAUGGUAAUUGAUUUUCUCAUGAGAGAUUCUCGACAUAAGUUGCUUUUUUGUUGGCAUCAAUCCCACUGUACAGAUACAGGAUUCACCACUGUCGAGAAUAACAGCAAACCCCUGCUUCUGAAGGAAUUAAAAAAACUAUGGGACAAACUUGAGCCUGAUCUUCCAUGGAAUAAGGGGGAAUACAACGAAUCUAAUACAUUAUUGUUGGAUGAUUCACCAUACAAGGCCUUGCGCAAUCCAGCACAUACUGCUAUAUUUCCCCGUUCAUACUGUUACAAGGAUGCUGGAGAUACCUCAUUAGGACCUGGAGGUGACCUUAGGGUAUAUCUGGAACAAUUAGCUGUUGCUCAAAACGUUCAAGAAUAUGUUGCACAAAAUCCAUUUGGUCAGCGAGCUAUUACAGAAUCAAACCCUUCCUGGGGUUUCUACCGGAGGAUUUUGACUGCUGACUCGUGCCAAUCACAAGAUUUUGCUAGUAGUUCAUUCACUGGGCAAUAAUAAUCAACUUUGAACGACCUGCAAAUUACUUAGCUGUGUCUUUUAGCCCCAGUGACAACUCAAGCUGCUUUUAAGGGCUGCAUUGAUGCUGCAGAAUGCUGGUGCAUAGGUUCUCAAGUUGUUUCAGUUGCAUGGAAAAUCCAGAAACAUUGCAGGCUGAUUUAUGUAAGAUUGCUGUUGUAAUUUCUUUUUUGAUAACCGUGCAGAAUAGUGAUAUAGUUUUCUUCAACGUCAAGGUGAUCCACGUUUUUGUUCCUUGU
Molecule: messenger RNA, 2139 nt
Organism: Hevea brasiliensis (rubber tree)
Lineage: Eukaryota; Viridiplantae; Streptophyta; Magnoliopsida; Malpighiales; Euphorbiaceae
Exons: 7
Coding region: 446-1879 (477 amino acids)
Molecular function (GO): phosphoprotein phosphatase activity
Source: RefSeq, a predicted model, not a curated record